CAACAAAACAUCUAAUUCUAAUAGAAGACUAAAGCAAUUCUCUUGUGGUUCGAUUUGGAUAAGCCACCAAACUACCAGUCACUGUUUAAGCUUUAUCUUCCUCAUACAAGUAGCAGCUAAAUUGUUACAGAGAAAAGCAUGGCGACGCACUUGCCAAAAUCUAGUACUUGAUAUGGCGGCGACUCAAAGAAGGCUUGCCAUUCUCUGUUCUCAUUUACGCACGACCGAUUCGCCUCCAACUCCUACCCUUUUUUCAGGCGUUUCUCAUUCUUUUUGCGCUUCCAGUGAACAGCGAUUGAGCGAUUCUAACGAAGUUAAUCAAAACAACGACUGCGUUUUUUGCAAGAUUAUCCGAGGUGAAUCCCCGGCUUUUAAGCUUUAUGAAGAUGAUAUGUGCCUCUGUAUCUUGGAUACUAGUCCACUGAGUCAUGGGCAUUCGCUUAUUAUCCCAAAAUCUCAUUUUUCUUCCUUGGAAGCAACUCCUCCGUCUGUGGUUGCUGCAAUGUGUUCGAAGGUGCCUAUUAUCAGCAAUGCAAUCAUGAAAACUACAGAUUCUGAUUCAUUCAACUUGCUGGUUAACAAUGGUGCAGCUGCAGGGCAAGUUAUAUUUCAUACUCAUAUCCACAUAAUCCCCAGAAAAGCACAUGAUUGCUUGUGGGCAUCUGAGUCUUGCAGAGUUUGAGGCGGCAUCCCCUGAAGUUAGACCAGGAAACUUCUCGACUUGCAGACCAAGUACGGAAACAGUUAUCAAACAUUUCUGUAGAAACUAAGGGUAUAGAAUCCAGUCUAUCAUGAAUCCUGAUGUUAGUGGGAUCAAAAUGAUUGUUGUAAUUUAUAACUUACAUUAUCAGUGUGACAUAUUAUGUGGUUGUUCUUUUAA
This is a messenger RNA of Mangifera indica (mango), 880 nucleotides long. Its product is annotated as adenylylsulfatase HINT3. Bases 173 to 682 code for a protein of 169 amino acids. The transcript is spliced from 7 exons. Gene Ontology annotation, biological process: sulfur compound metabolic process; purine ribonucleotide metabolic process. NCBI's taxonomy places the organism in Eukaryota, Viridiplantae, Streptophyta, Magnoliopsida, Sapindales, Anacardiaceae. The record is from RefSeq and is a predicted model, not a curated record. Gene Ontology annotation, molecular function: adenylylsulfatase activity.